Messenger RNA from Pelodiscus sinensis (Chinese soft-shelled turtle), 2560 nucleotides. NCBI's taxonomy places the organism in Eukaryota, Metazoa, Chordata, Testudines, Trionychidae. The record is from RefSeq and is a predicted model, not a curated record.
UGGCCUUGGCUGCAUCAGGGAGUAUUUGGGGUAACCCCCUAGCUAGAGAGAUGCACCCACUUAGACUGGCUCUGCCCUGGCUCUGGAGUUCAGUAACUAGCCCCAUUGAGCGGCUUUUACCUCUCUCUCUCUCUCUCUCUCUCUCUAUCUCCUCCUCUGUUGCUGGAAUUUCCAAAGGCGUUCAGGGAGUCGUGCACCAAGUCGGCGGGAGCAGAGCCCACAGCUAACUCCUUGACCAUCUUUUGUGUGACUCCUUUUGCUGGAGCACUUGUGCAUAAGAACUUAUUUAGCAUUUCCCUCCCUCUGCAACUCUGAGAUCUCCCUGCCACUUCCAAAAGAAAGAUCUGACCAGGGGGAUGCCAUGACGGCCGGAAGCGUUGAAGCCAGCAGAGCCAUGAGAAAUCAGGAUCGUCCGGAGAAGAAGUCCCUGGGACAUGCCCCUCCUUCCCGGAGGCAUCGACGCAAGCUGAGGCACAAGCCACCAGCCGAGGUGAGGGUGAAGGGGCAGCUCCGGAUGCGCUCAACCUCUGGAGCCUUCGUGAUGGUGGGCGUCUCCGUUGUCUUGGUCGGCAUGACGAUUGCCGUGGUGGGCUACUGGCCACACCAGGGCCCACAUGCAGCUGGGCCUUCAGCCAGGCCAGUUAACUCCAGCAGCCCAGGGGACAUCAAAAAGCAAGUGAAGGUCUCUGCCCAUGCCCGCUACCUCCCUCACAGCGAGAAGCUGAAGCUGAUUGGCCCCGUUAUCAUGGGCGUUGGCCUCUUCAUUGUCAUCUGUGCCAACACCAUGCUGUACGAGAACAGGGACACGGAGACCCGCCUGUUGAUGCAGAAAGGCCUGUACUCCAUGACCACGGGCCUCCCCCAGGAUCUGAGCCAUGAGGAGAAGUACUGCCAGAGGACUAGCUUGCCCCACCUCAAGGCCAAUGCUGAGUGUGUGGAGGGCUGUUACGAGGUGGAUCUCUCCUCCAGCGGCUUCCAAUCCUCUUCCAAUCCCAGGAACAAGUGGGCUGACUGCUACGGGCCCAGCCGGCUCCAGACAACAGCCCAGCUGCUCCAUCACAAGGGAGUUUCUCCCUCCAUGUCCCUCCUCAGCGUCCGCUCAGACUCUGGCAACUCCAUGGAAGGGAACUUCAAUCCGUCCUUCACCCAGGGGAGCGAGUCAAUCAUUUCCUCAGCCGCUAAUGCCUUGUUGCUUCCCGUCAUAAAGGUGAAUAACUGCCUCGUCGAGAAGCCGGCUGCCUCUCGGAGGGUGAGCGACGAGGGGGGGAGCAGCCUGCCCGGGACGCCAGAUGAGGUGCUGCGGCUCUCCUGGUCUCUUCCACCCGGCCACUCCCCCGGAGGCCGUGACCUCCAGGGUGGCCACGUCGUCAUUAACAUUGACAAUGGGCCUCCCUCCCUCGCGGUGGUCGAGACACUCCUGAACCCAGCAGGCAGCGAGGCCGAAUGCAGCUUAGACAUGCAGCUCCCCAACCCGGGUCACUCCAAGUCGCUGGAUCUUGGGAAGCCGGGGGUGCUGCUGGUGGCGCCCAUCAAAGAGCGGAAGAACAGGAGCUGGCCUAGACUCGACCACAUCAGCCUGGUUGGCUACGCCAAACUGGAGAGCACGGGCGAGUCCUCCGACAGGCUCCUAGAGCCGGCCGAGCCGCAGGGCAGGGGGGAACCCAGCCUCAGCAUGCAGGAGGUGGGAGCAGAAUUGGGCUCACGAGUCUGACUUGGCAGGGGAUGGGCGACGCAGCCAGGCUGCCUGUCCGGCCAUUGCUCGCUUGGCGGACUGCUGGGCAGGUGGUUCUUUGAACAGCUGCUCCAGUGAGGAGGGGGGAGGUCAGUGCUGCUGACUGAGCCUAGUACCGGCCUGAUCCCCCUUCAGGGAGACGCUUCAGGUCUCCCCUCCCCAGAGCCCCCUGGGGCUGAGUCACUGCUCCAGUUCUCAGUGGGCGGGCGUGGCCUGACCUCGCGCCCCCGCUCCCCAGGCUACGUGGGGAAGCCGGGCUUAGCCACUGAAGAGAGGUGGGUGGGGAUCCCCCUACAACGCUGCAGGGGCCCCUUUCCUCAUUGCUCACUGGAAGGGCAGCAGCAGUAGGUGGACGAGGGCGCCACGCUGCUAGGCCCCUGGUCAGUAGCAGGGUUAUUGAAUGUUCCCUCGCCACCCUGAGGGGCUGUCAGUCAUUUUGUACGAUGUUUUAGCAACGGCCUUUGCAAAGCUCCCGUCUCCUGCAGCAAGUUCCAUUUGCCACUGGCCGGCAGGCAGGAUCUCCGCUGGGUGGGUUUCAUUGAGCCCAGAACCUGGCUGAACACAAGGAAGCAACGGGGGCAUUUCCCUAUGUCUGGAUGGGGCUCCCCUGGCCCAGGGCAGGCCCGCGCUGCAGUCGGGGCAUGAUUGCUACUCAGACAGGCACACCCCUGCUAGCUGUAAUGUAGCUAAAACUAGCAGUGAGCCUGCAGCUGCACAGACCUCACCAGGGGGGCUAGGAACAUGAGCAGCGCCUGGGGUCAGGGUGGGUUUUAUGCAGCCUGUACUGCUGUGUCCUUGUUAGCUCGAGUAAAGCUACCCUGCACGUGC